AUGAAGAACUAUCUACUUAAAGUAGUUCGGUUAGAACGUGAUCAUCAUAGUCGAGAAGUUGGCGCAGCACUGAGCCGCUUAGCAGGUAUUGAGUCGGCCUUAAACAGUAGGGUUGCUUUGGAUUCCGAAAAUCGUCGCGCUAAACAGUUCUGGAUCGCCUGUCACAGUCUGGUCGACUCCAUUCAGCAUGGUAUCAAAGCUGGCGAAGACAUGGAAAAACGGCGGUCACCGUUAGAGGAUUCAUUGCGUCUGCUUGAGCAGUUCACCGAAAACAUCACUGGACAAAUCAUGCCAGGCCCCUUGACUUCGAGUCAAUUAUGA
Molecule: messenger RNA, 321 nt
Organism: Cooperia oncophora
Lineage: Eukaryota; Metazoa; Nematoda; Chromadorea; Rhabditida; Trichostrongylidae
Source: the annotation of a GenBank genome assembly